AUGUUUGAAAGUUUACCCCUUAUUCGAGCUUAGCCCAUUUUUACAAUGGGUACUCAAUUCCAUAGCAAUUGAUGGAUACCUUCAUCAAGCAUCANUUAAUAAGAAGAAUAACUCUAAUCACCAGAAACACAAGAUCAAUAAGUGUUGAGACUUAGUUCUUAGAGUGAAUGUGAAGAUAACAAUGAAUAAAUAUAAGCGUAACGAGCCUUUCUCUCUGUUGAAAGAUAUCAUCUAUCAAAUAUCAAAAAGUCAGUCUCCUUUAAGAAAUAAUUGAACACAACUAAUGAAAUUCCAAAUGAAUUGAGUAAUGUAAAAGUUGUUCAAAGCUCGCAGAACUUGGAAACAGAAAAUGAGUUACAGAAAGGUAACUUGAAAACCAUAGUAAGUGAGGAUUCGUAGAGUUCCAAAGAAGAGGGAGGCGUUCAUUAGAAAAUGAAUUCUUGCUUAUUGAAAGAGGACGACAAUGUUUAGGAGAGUAUACCUUGGGACAUAGAGAAGAAUAGAUAGAAUAUUAGAAACAUUAAGACUAUGCAAAUAAAGAUUGUAGAAAAGACAAAAUAGUAAGUAAAUGAAAUCAAAAAGUUUAAGAAGGCUACAAUUAAAAAUAUUAAUAGGGAAGCUUUAUUUGAUACUCAAUUAAAUGAAGAUCGAAAAUCAAAGGUCUUAUCAGCUGAAGAUAUUUAAACAGAAAUAUAAGCAGAAUAAAAAUAAAUAAAAACAGCUAAUCUAAAUGCAGAUAAAAAUGUCAUAAUUAAAAUUCAAAUUUUGAUAUAUGCAGGAGUAUUCCUAGAAAUUUGUUUUGGUCUAUUAUCUAUUGUAAUUUUAUUAACUGAUCUAUUGAAAACACCUACAGGUUAGAAAUCAUUAAAUUAAUGUAGGAACUCUAUGUUAUUUAUAUAUUUCAGCAUUGCUAUAGUACCUAUCCUUGAUUGCAGUGUUGAAGUUAUUUAAAGACGUGAGAAGUCCAGAAGUCUUAAAUCUAAUUUGGAUUUAAAAAGUAGGAAGUGGCAAAAACAAAGUCAACCAAAAGUUUUUCUUUACGAUUCCACAGUUAUAAACUAAAGUAGACGAUUCAAAGAAGAAAUUUGAACAAAGAAUCAAUUUGCAUCUUAGAUGA
This is a messenger RNA of Paramecium octaurelia, 1117 nucleotides long. NCBI's taxonomy places the organism in Eukaryota, Ciliophora, Oligohymenophorea, Peniculida, Parameciidae. The record is from the annotation of a GenBank genome assembly.